This is a messenger RNA of Haliotis rubra (blacklip abalone), 1421 nucleotides long. RefSeq names its product proline hydroxylase buaE-like. NCBI's taxonomy places the organism in Eukaryota, Metazoa, Mollusca, Gastropoda, Lepetellida, Haliotidae. The coding region runs from base 36 to 995 and encodes 319 amino acids. The record is from RefSeq and is a predicted model, not a curated record. The transcript is spliced from 8 exons. Gene Ontology annotation, molecular function: dioxygenase activity.
ACCUUUGCGUGACCUUGGUGACGUAAUACAAAGCAAUGGCUGCGUCUGCUAUCCCAACUGUUGACUUCCAGAAGUACGGACUGAAUGUUGCAGACCCAACGUCCGUGACGGAUGACGUUCUGGAGACGACGGCCAAGGAGAUAUAUGAUGCCUUCAGUACAACUGGUUUCCUGUACCUGGUGAACCAUGGCAUUGAACAAAGAAAGGUCGAUGCUAUGUUCGCGGUGUCCAAAUCCUUCUUCGAUCAACCAGUGGAAGAAAAGAUGAAGUGUGUUCGAACCCAUCAAGAUAGUUUUCAUGGCUACAUUGCCUUAGAGAGCGAAAAGGGGAAUAUCAACGACCCCGUUGCGGAUUUCAAGGAAGCGUUCAACUUUACACCAAAGGAUGAUGGGGCGUGGCCGGCGGAUCUUCCCGAAUUUAAAUCAUCUUUCUUCGCAUUCUUCGACGACUGCAUACGACUAACAGAGAGAGUCCUCGAUGUCCUGUCUAUAGCUCUUAAACUCCAGGAUCGCAACUUCCUCCGCGAUUGCCACCGUCAGAUGGGCAGGAAGGGGAACAGCACCAGUAUCAGAAGCAACUACUACCCUCCUCUAACUGGACCCGUGAAGCCAGGUCAAGUUCGCUUUGGACAGCACUCCGACUUUGGGACAAUGACACUGCUGUUCCAAGACGGCAUUGGAGGCUUAGAGAUGAUGAAAACUGAUGAUGUGUAUGUGCCGGCAAAGCCCAUCCCCGGCGCCAUAGUGGUCAUCAUUGGUGACCUGAUGCAGCGAUGGACUGCAGAUCAGCUUAAAGCCACAAAACACCGAAUCCUGGUUCCUGAAUCGGAAGUGAAGAAACGCCAGUACCGACAGUCGUUUGGUUUUUUUGUCAACCCUGAUGAUGACACCAUCAUCAAAAGUCUGGAUGGUUCCGACAAAUACGAACCCAUCUGCACUCUGGAUUAUCUAAAGCACGUGUUCUUUCAGAUGUAUCAGUUUACCAGAGUCCCUUAACUUUCAAGCUGAGAAGGGUAUUUGAAUAUUUUCCCAUCCAGAUUCCUAAACGUAUCACCCUUGCUUUGAACAUGUCAUGUUUUGAUACAAAAAAUGAACAACUGAAACAUAGAAUGUAUGUACAUGAUAAUUGUUUCUAAAGAACACUCACCCAUGAGGACAUUUUAAAACUUUGUGUUCUUUCAGUAUAAAGCUUGCUGAUUGAAAACGGAUUGUCUCACACAUGCUCAUUCUGUACAAUGUUGAAAGAAAAGUUCAUCAUUAUUUGAAAGCAUUUCUGCUUGAAUUGUUAAAUGACUCAAUAUUGUAGCAUAAUGUUUUCCUGUGCAAUCAAACUACAUGUUAAAUACUCGAUUCUCGGUAUUUGCACUAUUCAUAAUUGUUGCGCGUCUAUUUCCAAAUUAAAUGAAUAAACAAUAAAAUCUC